Molecule: messenger RNA, 1648 nt
Organism: Juglans regia (Persian walnut)
Lineage: Eukaryota; Viridiplantae; Streptophyta; Magnoliopsida; Fagales; Juglandaceae
Product: UDP-glucose iridoid glucosyltransferase-like
Exons: 2
Coding region: 41-1429 (462 amino acids)
Molecular function (GO): UDP-glycosyltransferase activity
Source: RefSeq, a predicted model, not a curated record
CCUCGUCCUUUGUGUAACGUCCCUGAGAGGCAGGCCGGAGAUGGAAAAGAACGGACAGAGACAUCGGCGCCGGUUAGUUCUACUGCCAUGUCCAUUUCAAGGACACAUAAAUCCCAUGCUUCAACUAGGUAGCUUUCUUCACUCCAAGGGAUUCUCCAUUACAGUUAUUCACUGCAAAUUCAACUCUCCUAACCCUUCCAACCAUCCUUCUUUCGAGUUCAUUCCGUUCAAAGAUGGCUUAUCCGGGGACGAUAUAUCAUCCGGGGAUCUAGUAAGAAUUAUACAGGUGGCGAAUGUCGGAUGCAAAUCGCAUCUCCACGAAUGCUUGUCUCAGAUAAUGACGCAACGGCGAGGAGGCCAAAACGAUGAUGUCGCCUGCAUCAUCCAUGAUGAGCUCAUGUACAUCUCCCAGGCUGUGGCCAAUUCUUUGAAGCUUCCAAGCAUCGUCUUACGCACCACCAGUGCUGCUACUUUUCUGGCUCGUACCGCCAUUCUCACACUCAAGGCAGAAGGUUACAUUCCCUUUCAAGGUAUAUAUGUGACUAUAGAUUCUGCGUCACAGGACCCAGUCCCUGGUCUUCAUCUACUCAGGUUUAAGGAUCUACCCGUUCCCAGGUCUAAAACUUUACGCGGCUUUGAGCAGAUAGUUGUUGACUCGUAUAAUAUUGGAACAUCAUCAGCCAUCGUUUGGAAUACCAUGGAAAGCCUUGAACUAUCAUUAUUGGAGCAAAUCCAACAACAAUGCCAAGUUCCAGUUCUUCCCGUUGGUCCUGUGCACAAAUUUGCUCCAGCCUCUUAUAGCAGUAGCUUAUUGGAAGAAGACACGAGCUGUAUGUCAUGGCUUGGGAAGCAAACUAAAAACUCAGUUAUAUACGUCAGCAUGGGAAGCAUAGCAUCCAUGGAUGAGAAAGAGCUAGUUGAAUUGGCAUGGGGACUAGCCAACAGUCAGCAGCCUUUCUUGUGGGUGAUUCGACCUGGCUCAAAUAGUUACGGUUCAGAUCAAUGGAUAGAAGAACUUCCUAAAGUUCUCAGAGAAACUCUUGGAGAGAAAGGUUGCAUUGUGAAAUGGGCACCACAGAAGGAAGUUCUGGCACAUAGCGCGGUGGGAGGGUUUUUGAGCCAUUGUGGCUGGAACUCAACGCUGGAGAGUAUUUGUGAAGGGGUUCCAAUGAUUUGCAGACCUUCUUUCGGGGACCAGAAAGUGAAUGCAAGGUACCUGAGCCAUGUAUGGAGGGUAGGUUUGGAAUUGGAGGAGUUGGAGAGAGGUCAGAUAGAGAGAGCUGUAAGAAAAUUAAUGGUGGAUAAGGAAGGGGAGGCGGUGAGAGAGAGUGCCAAUAAUUUGAAGGGAAAAGUUGAACUUUGUAUUAGAGCAGGUGGUUCGUCCGACGACUCCCUGAACAGGUUGGUGGAUAUGAUCAUGUCAUUUUAAUUGCAGACUGCCUGGGUCUCUUUCCUGCCGUACUUCACAUACAUGUCUGGAGUGCUACACGAGCCUAGAGCUAUAGUACAUAAUAUUUUCUUGAAAAAGUUUCUUGCAAGCAAUUUUUCACACCAAAAUCGCAACUUUCCAGUACCGACGUUCAUCCUUUGCAUCUCACGUGCUUUAUUUAAUCGAAUUCAAACUCUCUCUUUUCAUGUUUUGCUUCAC